AUGACUAUUUCCAUCACUGGAGAUCCCGAAAAACAAGACCAAGACCCUUUUAUUCAAGUCCCUGAAGCAACCUAUGUGUCCCCGUACUUACAGAAAGGAUUUGAUAGCAACCAACGCACGAGAAACCAAUUUCGACCCCGCAAUGCCACGAAAGGCACGACGAGCUACCAACUACGCCAAUAUGCCGAGGCUACAUUGGGGGGAGGUAGUCUUAAGAAAAUUGUGAAGCUACCUGAAGGCGAAGAUGAAAAUGAGUGGCUAGCAGUCAACAUGGUGGAUUUCUACAAUCAUAUAAAUUUGCUCUAUGGAUCGAUCACCGAGUUCUGCUCCCCCCAGUCGUGUCCCGAGAUGAAAGCAACAGACGAGUUUGAGUAUCUGUGGCAGGACUCGGAAAAUUUCAAACGACCCACUAAGAUGCCCGCACCUACCUAUAUCGAGCACUUGAUGAGCUGGGUGCAGAGUAAUAUUGACAACGAGGCUGUCUUUCCCAGCAGAAUUGGCGUGCCUUUCCCAAAAUCCUUCCCCAGCAUGAUCCGGCAAGUUUUUAAGCGGAUGUACCGGGUCUACGCUCAUAUAUAUUGUCAUCAUUACCCUGUUAUCCGCGAACUUGGUCUUGAGGCCCAUCUCAACACAAGCUUCAAGCAUUACGUUCUCUUCAUCGAUGAGCACAACCUCGCCAGCGGAAAGGACUUCUGGGGACCUUUGGGGGACCUUGUUGACAGUAUGCUGAGGAGCGAGUGA
Venustampulla echinocandica is the source of this 741-nucleotide messenger RNA. Its product is annotated as Mob1. NCBI's taxonomy places the organism in Eukaryota, Fungi, Ascomycota, Leotiomycetes, Helotiales, Pleuroascaceae. The coding region runs from base 1 to 741 and encodes 246 amino acids. Gene Ontology annotation, molecular function: protein kinase activator activity. The record is from RefSeq and is a predicted model, not a curated record. The transcript has 4 exons. Gene Ontology annotation, biological process: positive regulation of protein phosphorylation; cell division; signal transduction. Gene Ontology annotation, cellular component: cytoplasm; nucleus.